Myzus persicae (green peach aphid) is the source of this 525-nucleotide messenger RNA. RefSeq lists its product as uncharacterized. The transcript has 3 exons. The record is from RefSeq and is a predicted model, not a curated record. Lineage: Eukaryota; Metazoa; Arthropoda; Insecta; Hemiptera; Aphididae. Bases 4 to 501 code for a protein of 165 amino acids.
GGAAUGCUGAAAAUAAUUUUUUUUUUAGCCAAACAAGAAGUUCAAUGUUAUUUUUCAGAAAUCAAUGUUAAAUUUGAAACAUGUGAAACAUCUUUAGAUGACUAUGAUAAUGAUACAAAAUUAAUUAAAUUAGAUUUACAAUCAAAUAUUUGUACAGCUAUUUCUUCUCAACAAACCGCGGUUAAUAUCAGUUGUGAAAUAAAUGAUGAAAAUGUUGAAAAAAUAGAAUAUCCUUGUAAUGCUUUUGGCAAUGAGAUGCCUAUGGUUGAUGCUAAUAUAGUUGGUCAAAUGAGUGAUGAAAAGUCUCCGUCUAAAAACUUAUACAUAGAAAAACUCAAUUGUACAGCAAAAUAUACUGAUAUUAUUGAUAGUAAUAUGGAAGAUACAUAUGAUUACUAUGAGUUACUUAAGGAUAAAAAAAAUAAAGCCAGUAAUGAAAUUGAUAUGGCAGCUUCAAAUCAAUUUCAUUUAAACGAAGAAGGUAAAUUAUUUUAUUUUUAGUUUUUAUAUCUUUGAGAGGCAAUU